CAACCAAGUAUAAUUUUGGUGGUCAACUUCAUGUCCAUUUGGGUGAUCGUUUAACUACAUAAAUUAACAUACCAAGUCUGAAACGAGAGCUAAUACAAAUGCUGAGGUGUUCAUUCCAUGGUGCUAGGACUUCAUGUAUUAAUUAUGAGGUAGCUCAUGAAACUAACUUCCGGAAUAUCAACAAUUCUAUCACAUUAUUUAGUUGUCCUAAUCCUAUUCGUACUCAAGAUCAUGACGGUAGACGUUUAAAUAACUACAAUAAUCAUUCUCGUGAAAACAUGGGAGACAAUGCAUCGAAGAACUCCAAGGCAGUAAACAAAGAUCCUAACAUUGCCGUACGACCCACUGAGUCCUCAAUAUUGGGGAUUACUGGACAUAGACUGGCCAUACGAGGAUGCUGUGAAUUGCUAAUAAGAGAUUAUAAUUCUUCACACAUACUUUGUGAAUUUUUAGUUAGUGAAACAGGACUGUCAAUACUGAAAAGUCUUGAAGUGAAAUCAGAUGGAAAGACCUCUAGAAUAUGUGGUUACUAUAAAUUAACACUGAACUCCCGUUUGUUAAAACAAACGUGCACGAAGGGUAGAAGUUGAAGAUAUUCUAAAUCGAC
Messenger RNA from Schistosoma margrebowiei, 607 nucleotides. The record is from the annotation of a GenBank genome assembly. Lineage: Eukaryota; Metazoa; Platyhelminthes; Trematoda; Strigeidida; Schistosomatidae.